AUGAACUAACAUUAUCAACAUUUCAUCUUUUUCUUAUUAGCUUAGCUACUCCUACUUCACACACGUUUGCUUUCUCAUUUUUUUUCAUUCCCCUCUACCUUGGGAAUUGCAGCUAGCACCUUCAUUUGCUCUCUCCUCUUCUACUCCAGGGGACUAAGAUCUCGAUCUAUCUAUCUAUCUAUCUAUCUAUCUAUGAGUAGCGAUAGCAAGGUAUAUAUACAUAUGUUGUAAUAAAUGGAAGCAUCAAGUAGUAAUGCAAUGUCUUCUAAUAAUAAGUGGAUGGCAUUUGAACCAAACAAGGGCACUAGUAACACAACAUGGAAAAGUGAGAUAGUGAAUGAUGAAGCUGGUAUGGCUGUAAGGGCAGCAGAAUGGGGGCUAUCAGUUGUACCUGUAGACGGUGGAGAUGCAUCUUCGAGUGUCGUGGUUCGGAUGUCAGGGGACGGAGAUCGAAGCAAAAACUCGUACGACAGGGCGACGGAGGUGAUGAGGAUGUCGGAGGAAUCGAACUCGAGUACAUAUGAACAUCUACCAAGGGUUUCACAAGAGUUGAAGGAUGCAUUAGCAAGUUUGCAACAGACUUUUGUAGUGUCUGAUGCUACUAAACCUGAGUGUCCCAUUAUGUUUGCUAGUAGUGGCUUCUUCACUAUGACUGGCUACUCUUCUAAGGAGGUUGUUGGUCGCAAUUGCCGAUUUCUGCAGGGGCCAGAAACAGACCAAAACGAGGUCGAGAAGAUAAGACAGGCGGUGAAAAAUGGAACAAGUUACUGUGGAAGACUCUUGAAUUACAAGAAGGAUGGUACCCCUUUCUGGAACCUUCUCACUGUUACCCCUAUCAGAGAUGACAAGGGUUGUGUCAUCAAAUUUAUUGGAAUGCAGGUUGAGGUCAGUAAAUUUACUGAAGGAAUAAAUGACAAGGCAUUACGUCCUAAUGGCUUGCCUAAAUCAUUAAUCCGUUACGAUGCUCGUCAGAAGGAAGCGGCAUUGGGUUCAAUAAUAGAGGUUGUUCAGACUGUGAAGCAUCCAAGAUCUCUCAGUCAACCUUUGAGUAACAAUGACGCUGAUCGACGGGAGGUUGCAGGGAAAUUCAAUCUCGAUUAUAUGCUGCCAAAACUUGCAGAAAUUGACAAUGUGGGAACUCCUGGUAGGCUUUCAUCACCAAGUAGGCUUUCAACACCUGGUAGGCAGACUCCUAAAAUUGACGCAUCUAGUAGAGAUUCUGACAAGAGCUCUCGCAAAUCAGCGCGUAUUUCUUUGUUGGGGUUUAAAGGGAGGUCUUCUGCAAAGCAUGAAAGACCACCAAGUCCUGAGCCAGAAUUUCUGAUACCGAAAGACAUAGAUCGUGAUGACAGCUGGGAGCGUGCAGAAAGAGAAAGGGACGUACGGCAGGGAAUUGACCUGGCAACAACUUUGGAGCGCAUUGAGAAGAAUUUUGUGAUUUCUGAUCCCAGGCUUCCAGAUAAUCCAAUUAUUUUUGCAUCUGAUAGCUUUCUUGAAUUGACAGAGUAUACACGAGAAGAAAUUUUGGGGAGAAACUGCAGAUUUCUUCAGGGACCGGAGACAGACCAGACCACAGUCCAGAAAAUAAGAGAUGCUAUUAAAGAACAGCGGGAUAUCACUGUUCAAUUAAUAAAUUACACUAAAAGUGGGAGGAAGUUCUGGAACUUGUUUCAUUUACAACCCAUGCGAGAUCAGAAGGGGGAGUUGCAAUACUUUAUAGGUGUGCAAUUAGACGGAAGUGAUCAUGUUGAACCAUUACGUAAUAGACUGUCAGAGAGAACAGAAAUACAAAGCGCUAAAGUGGUCAAAGCAACUGCAGAAAAUGUUGAUGAAGCUGUUCGAGAACUUCCCGAUGCCAACUCGAGGCCAGAAGACCUGUGGGCAAUUCAUUCUGAACCUGUUUACCCAAGGCCUCAUAAGAGGGGCUCCUCUUCUUGGGCUGCAAUCCAGAAGAUAACCGCUGCCGGAGAAAAAGUUGGUUUGGAACACUUUAAUCCCAUAAAACCAUUGGGUUGUGGUGAUACUGGAAGUGUUCAUUUGGUGGAGCUGAAAGGUUCCGGAGAACUGUUCGCAAUGAAGGCGAUGGAUAAAUCUGUGAUGUUGAAUCGUAAUAAGGUGCACCGUGCUUGUGUUGAAAGGGAAAUUAUCUCUACGCUGGAUCAUCCAUUCCUUCCUACACUAUAUGCUUCUUUCCAGACUUCUACACACGUUUGUCUGAUAACCGACUUCUGUCCUGGAGGGGAGUUGUUUGCUUUGCUUGACAAGCAGCCAUUGAAAAUCUUCAAAGAGGAAUCAGCAAGGUUCUAUGCAGCUGAGGUUGUAAUUGGACUGGAGUAUCUUCAUUGUUUAGGUAUCAUAUACCGUGACCUGAAGCCUGAAAAUAUUCUACUGCAGAAGGAUGGGCAUCUAGUUUUAACGGACUUUGACCUCUCAUUCUUGACGUCCUGCAACCCUCACAUAAUAAAUCAUCCACAGCCAAAGAAAAGAAGAUCCCGGAGUCAACCACCGCCAACUUUUAUAGCAGAGCCAGUUACCCAAUCUAACUCAUUUGUUGGAACCGAGGAGUACAUUGCCCCUGAAGUUAUUACUGGAGCAAGCCAUACUAGUGCUAUCGACUGGUGGGCUCUAGGUGUUUUGUUGUACGAGAUGCUUUAUGGGCGUACACCUUUCCGGGGGAAGAACAGACAAAAGACAUUUGCGAACAUAAUGCACAAGGACCUCACAUUUCCAAGCAGCAUUCCGGUAAGUCUAUCAGCAAGACAGUUAAUUUACGCACUAUUAAACAGAGAUCCUGCUACCAGAUUAGGAACUCAAGGAGGAGCCAGUGAAAUAAAAGAGCAUCCUUAUUUCCGUGGAAUAAACUGGCCUCUGAUUCGUUGCAUGGAUCCACCGACCCUAGAAGCGCCUUUUAAAUUGAUCGGAAGAGAUCCAAAUGCAAAGGAAGUUAAAUGGGAUGAUGAUGGAGUCCUUGCUUCUCCUAUGGACUUUUUCUAGAAGAUAUAUUUGCCAUGUGAAAUACAGGAAUUAUGAAUUGGCAGAAACCAAAUUAUAAACUUCAAUGCAUAACAACAACUGAGAGGAUCAUCACUGGAGAAAGAGAAGUUGUAAUUGAAUAAAUUUUUGAGAAUGUACAUAGAGAGAGAGAGAGAGAGAGAGGAAGAGGUACAUAAAUGGAUCGAUUAGGGUAUUUUUAGUGUUGCUUCUACGUUUAGUGAAGGACACUUUUGUAUAUUCUGAAGUCUAACAUUGUAAUUGUUUGGAACCUCAGAGAGCUCCUCUUCCAUGCAUGUAAGUUUAUGAUUAAGAGUUUGUUCACAUUAAUACAAUUGCCUUACUAUUCACGAA
Molecule: messenger RNA, 3345 nt
Organism: Spinacia oleracea (spinach)
Lineage: Eukaryota; Viridiplantae; Streptophyta; Magnoliopsida; Caryophyllales; Amaranthaceae
Product: phototropin-2
Exons: 24
Coding region: 235-2994 (919 amino acids)
Biological process (GO): protein phosphorylation
Molecular function (GO): ATP binding; protein kinase activity
Source: RefSeq, a predicted model, not a curated record